Lodderomyces elongisporus is the source of this 798-nucleotide messenger RNA. RefSeq names its product orotidine-5'-phosphate decarboxylase (gene URA3). Gene Ontology annotation, biological process: 'de novo' pyrimidine nucleobase biosynthetic process; 'de novo' UMP biosynthetic process. The record is from RefSeq and is a predicted model, not a curated record. Gene Ontology annotation, molecular function: orotate phosphoribosyltransferase activity; orotidine-5'-phosphate decarboxylase activity. The coding region runs from base 1 to 798 and encodes 265 amino acids. Lineage: Eukaryota; Fungi; Ascomycota; Pichiomycetes; Serinales; Debaryomycetaceae. The transcript has a single exon.
AUGGUGAAUACAAAUUCAUAUAGUCAAAGAGCCGAGCUCAGUUCGUCGCCAGUGACAAGGCGCUUGUUUAAUUUGAUGGAGGAGAAAAAGUCUAAUUUAUGUGCCUCAAUCGAUGUACGCACCACUGCAGAGUUUUUGCUGUUGGUGGAUAAACUUGGUCCUUUUAUUUGUUUGGUCAAGACCCACAUUGACAUAAUUGACGAUUUCUCCUACGAGAAAACCAUCCUACCGCUCCUUGAACUUUCCAAAAAGCACAAGUUUAUGAUUUUUGAGGAUAGAAAAUUUGCAGACAUUGGAAAUACAGUUAAAGCUCAGUACACAGGAGGUGUUUAUAGAAUUGCAGAGUGGUCUGACAUCACCAAUGCCCAUGGGGUAACCGGAGAAGGUGUUGUAAAAGGAUUAAAAGAAGGUGCUAGCGAAGUUACGGAUCAACCGCGUGGAUUGCUCAUGUUAGCAGAACUCUCCUCGAAAGGAUCAUUAGCGUACGGAGAGUAUUCAGCAAAAACAGUCGAGAUUGCCAAAUCGGACAAAGAGUUUGUUAUGGGAUUCAUUGCGCAAAGGGAUAUGGGUGGUGCUGAUGAAGGGUUCGAUUGGGUUAUUAUGACUCCGGGCGUAGGAUUGGAUGAUAAAGGUGAUAGCUUGGGUCAACAGUAUAGAACUGUUGAUGAGGUAGUAUCUACAGGUACAGAUAUCAUUAUUGUUGGUAGAGGCUUAUUUGGAAAAGGUAGAGACCCAACAGUAGAAGGAAAGAGAUACCAAAAAGCGGGGUGGGAUGCUUAUUUGCACAGAACUAAGUAG